UAAAAGAAAAAAGCAAAAACGUAAUGAGUUAGGACCAGUGGCAGCAAGAGAGAGAGAGAGAGAGAGAGAAAUUGGUUUGUGUUUGGGAGUAUCAGCUUUAUAUCAGUUUUUUACACACCUCGUGAUACCUUACAUUCUCUCUUCCCCAAACGCAAUUCUCAAACACACAAUCACUUUUUCUGAUUCUUAUGGCAGCAUUUCACCGGAAAACCAUAACCACAUUCUCCUCUAUUCUCCAUUGAUUCCAAUAAUGGAGUUACUCAUCACCCUCCUCGUUUUCCUACUGAGUUCCCGAGUCAACUCGGACCCAACUCAGGACAAGCAAGCUCUCCUUGCUUUCCUCUCCAAAACCCCACACUCCAACCGCGUCAACUGGAACGCUUCCGACUCCGCCUGCAACUGGGUCGGUGUCCAAUGCGACGCUUCACGCUCCUUCGUCUACUCCCUCCGUCUCCCCGCCGUCGGCCUCGUCGGUAACCUCCCACCCAACACCAUCAGCCGGUUAUCCCAGCUCCGUGUCCUCAGCUUCCGCUCCAAUGGCCUCACCGGCGAGAUCCCUGCUGAUUUCUCCAAUCUCACCUUCCUCCGCAGCCUCUACCUCCAGAAGAAUCAGCUCUCCGGCGAGUUCCCGCCUAGUCUCACUCGGUUAACUCGUUUGAAUCGGUUAGAUCUCUCCUCCAACAACUUCUCCGGCGCGGUUCCCUUCUCCAUCAACAACCUCGCCAACCUCACCGGACUUUUCCUAGAGAAUAACAAAUUCUCCGGGAAGCUUCCGUCUGUCACGGCGAAACUGGUCGGGUUCAACGUUUCCAACAACCAGCUCAAUGGUUCCAUCCCGGAGACACUGUCGAGGUUCCCGGAAGCCUCAUUCGCCGGAAACUUAGAUCUCUGUGGACCGCCGUUGAAAUCGUGCACACCGUUUUUUCCGGCGCCGGCGGAGUCACCGACGGCGAUUCUGCCGGCGGGUCGCGUCGGGAAGAAGUCGAACAAGCUCUCCACGGGCGCCAUUAUCGCAAUCGUGGUUGGGUCUUUUGUGGGUCUUGUACUGCUGCUGCUUCUGCUGUUUUGCUGCCUCAGGAAGCGGCGGCAACGGGGAGCGCCGAAGGCUCCGAAGCCGGUGGUGGCGGCGCGGUCGGUGCCGUCGGCGGAGGCAGGCACUUCAUCCUCGAAGGAUGACAUCACGGGCGGGUCGGCGGAGGCGGAGAGGAACAAGCUUGUGUUCUUCGACGGCGGGAUAUACAGCUUCGAUUUGGAGGAUUUGUUGAGAGCUUCGGCGGAGGUUUUGGGGAAGGGGAGUGUGGGGACUUCUUACAAGGCGGUGUUGGAGGAAGGGACGACGGUGGUGGUGAAGAGGUUGAAGGAUGUUGUAGUGAGUAAGAGAGAGUUUGAGGUGCAAAUGGAGGUUCUGGGUAAGAUUAAGCAUGAAAAUGUGGUUCCUCUGAGAGCUUUCUACUUCUCCAAGGAUGAGAAAUUGCUUGUCUACGAUUACAUGCCUGCUGGUAGCUUAUCUGCUCUGCUUCACGGAAGUAGAGGAUCUGGGCGAACUCCACUAGAUUGGGAUGGCAGAAUGAGAAUAGCACUAGGAGCAUCAAGAGGGUUAGCAUGCCUUCACAUGUCAGGCAAGGUGGCUCACGGCAACAUAAAAUCAUCCAACAUCCUCCUCCGAGGAACGGACCACCACGCCUCCGUUUCAGACUUCGGUCUCAACCCCUUAUUCGGAAAUGGAGCCUCAUCAAACCGUGUCGCAGGUUACCGGGCACCCGAAGUAGUAGAAACCAGGAAAGUGACCUUCAAGUCCGACGUGUACAGCUUCGGCGUGUUGUUAUUGGAGCUACUAACAGGGAAAGCACCCAACCAAGCCUCUUUAGGAGAAGAGGGAAUCGAUCUCCCGAGGUGGGUCCAGUCCGUGGUUCGCGAGGAGUGGACCGCGGAGGUGUUCGAUGCUGAGCUCAUGAGGUUCCAAAACAUCGAGGAGGAGAUGGUUCAACUGUUGCAGAUUGCAAUGGCUUGCGUCUCAAUUGUCCCCGAUCAGAGGCCCACCAUGCAGGACGUGGUGCGCAUGAUCGAGGACAUGAACCGCGGUGAGACCGAUGAGGGCAUGCGACAAUCCUCCGAUGACCCUUCCAAAGAAUCCGAGGGUCACACCCCACCUCAAUCAAGGACUCCACCUAGAUCAUCACGCACACCGUAGCAAAAUUCAUCAAAGGUAAAAAUUAAAGGGAAAAGUGGUUAUUGUUGAAAUUCAAAAAAAGAAAAAAAGAGGAAAGGAGGACAAGACAUGGUGGUGGGUCGCUCUUAAAAUAUGUGUUGUUGCCUGCCCUACUACCUAUUGGCGCGUACUUUCCUGAUUGGCUUUCAAGGUGGUCCAAUUAAUGUGUAUUUUAUUUUUUUUCUCUCAAAAUCUAUUUUAUUUAAAUUUUUCCUCUUUUUAUUUUAUUAAUUUCAAUGAUUUUUACAGGAGAGAGAGUCCGGGGAAGAGUGUGAAAAAUUGUUCAUGAAUUGAAAGGGGGUGUGGGAUAGGGGUCCAUGAACAGUAAAAUGACCAUUGAAUGAGUUUUGGCUGGCAUUUUUCUAUAAGUUGUGAAUGUUAAUUAUUUAUUGUUAGUGUAUCAGUGUAUCUUUUUUUAAAUUAAGCUUGUCCUUUCAAUUGUCCUGAUAUAAUUGUCCAUAGUUCAGUAUGUAAGGGUCAGCAUUAUUAUUUUAUAUAUAAACAUCCAUGUCAUUUGUUA
Lotus japonicus is the source of this 2729-nucleotide messenger RNA. Its product is annotated as probable inactive receptor kinase At2g26730. The transcript has 2 exons. Lineage: Eukaryota; Viridiplantae; Streptophyta; Magnoliopsida; Fabales; Fabaceae. The record is from RefSeq and is a predicted model, not a curated record. The coding region runs from base 251 to 2191 and encodes 646 amino acids. Gene Ontology annotation, molecular function: ATP binding; protein binding; protein kinase activity. Gene Ontology annotation, biological process: protein phosphorylation.